ACCAUCGUUGCUUCUCACAGCUCUACUCCUGUGCCUUCGACGCCGCUUCCAACAACUUCUCUCACGCUAUCGCAGUAUCGGUUUUGCAACAAUUCCGUCAAAUCUUUGAAGAAGCUUAAAGAUGCCGCUCCAUUUUUGCGCCCUGUCGACCCUGUUGCUCUCAAUGUCCCCCACUAUCCCACCAUUAUCAAGACACCCAUGGACCUGGGAACCAUUGAGCGCAAAGUAGCCACUUCCAAUCCCCAGAAGCCCGAUCUCAACUCUUCAAACCCACGAUACUCAACCCCAGAUGAAUUCGUGGCUGAUGUUCGUCUCGUCUUUGAGAAUUGUUACAAGUUUAAUGGACCAGACCAUACCAUUUCUGCUAUGGGCAGGCGGGUAGAGGAAGUCUUUGAGAGGCAGGUCAAGAACAUGCCAAUGACAAUCGAGGUGGCAACACCACCACCACCACCACCCCCUCCCCCCGUGCCAACUAAGAAAGCGCAACCGGUUCGUCGAGCAUCGACAUCUGUUCCUGUUAUACGGCGUAAUGAUAAUGAGGCUGUUGGCCGUCCAAAGAGGGAGAUACACCCCCCGCCACCGAAGGAUUUGCCAUACGCAGAUGCCCCUAAAAAGCACCGCAAAGCUCGACGCGUAAAGGAUGAUGGGACUGCUGAGCAACUGAAGUUCUGCAGCAAAAUUCUGCAGGAUUUGAGUCGAAAACAGCAUUGGGACAUUGCUAGUCCGUUCUAUGAACCUGUUGACUGGGUUAACCUAGACCUUCCGACGUAUCCGAAGAUUGUCAAAAAGCCCAUGGAUAUGUCGACGAUGCGCAAAAAGUUGGAGAAUGGCGACUAUCCGAAUGCCCAAAAGUUUUGCGAUGACUUUAAGCUCAUGAUCCGCAACUGUUUUGCGUUCAAUCCUCAAGGAACGCCUGUGAACACAGCUGGUAUAGAGCUACAACGGCUUUUCGACUCGAAAUGGAGAGCUUUGCCUCCUCUUCACGAAGUCACUGAUGAUGAAGAGGACGAAGAAGAUAUAAGCGAUGACGAGCAUUCUCGUAUGUUUCUCGCCCAUCCAAUCACUUAUGAUCUAGGUGCCAUCGCUGUGCUCGAGGACCAGAUGAGAGCAAUGAAUGAUAAUCUGACGGCACUAAAGAACCUCAAGGCGAACAAGGAUAAGAAGAAGCCGAAGAAAGAGAAACCUCCUCACCCAUCGACGUCUAAGCCCAGCAAGCCCAAGCCCCUGCCUCCCCCGAAGAACGGCAAGAAAUCCGGAAAGAAGGCAGGCGUUGCCGAAAAUGAUUUCCUCACCUUUGAUCAAAAGAAAGAUUUAAGCGAAGCCAUCCAGGGCUUGGAUGGAGUGAAGCUAGAGCGUGUAAUCAAAAUCAUUCAUGAAGGAGUCCCUGAAAUCCGAGACAGCACUGAGGAGAUCGAGCUUGAAAUCGAUUUACUUCCACCUCCGGUUCUGACCAAAUUGUAUAAUUUCGUCAUUCGCCCAUUACGUGCGCCUCCGGUUAAGCGAAACCGGCAUGGAAAGGGCACUGGGACGGGUGGUCUGAACAGAAAGAGCAUGGAUGAAGACGUGGAGGCCGAAAAGAUUCGACAGCUAGAGCAGCGUAUGGCUCUAUUCGAGGGUGCCAGUGGCGCUGCCGUAUCAGUGCCAAAAGCCAUGGACAGUGAGUCGGAUUCUAGCUCGGCGUCAGACAGCUCUGGAAGUGAUUCUGAGUGAUCAUCUUUUGGUUUUGGCGAGAUGUAUUUCGUACGAUGGACUUUAACCUUUAUCUCAUGCCAAGUUUCGGCGAUUCUGCUUUGACGACAAAUUGCUCACGUUCGUUCCCCUUACCCCAUAAUCAUUAUUAUUCUUGUUCUUUCUCACCCCGUACGAAUGACCUUCGUACGAGAGGAUAUGACCUCUUGAUAGUAACGGUUACUUUUAUACGUAUGCGACAGAUCCAAAAUUAAGAGUACACUUUGUAGCUAUGUAGUACAACCUCUUUACCUCUCGAUAGAAAGUCA
Messenger RNA from Guyanagaster necrorhizus, 1997 nucleotides. RefSeq names its product Bromodomain-containing protein. Gene Ontology annotation, cellular component: chromatin; nucleus. NCBI's taxonomy places the organism in Eukaryota, Fungi, Basidiomycota, Agaricomycetes, Agaricales, Physalacriaceae. The record is from RefSeq and is a predicted model, not a curated record. The annotation marks the transcript as partial. Gene Ontology annotation, biological process: chromatin remodeling; regulation of DNA-templated transcription. The transcript is spliced from 5 exons.